AUUUUCUUUCAUAAAACUAAGUUCUUUAAAAAUCAAGUUGUUCUAAGUUACAACUUCAACCAAAAGAGCGUUUCUUACAUAAUUCAAUAUCUGUUGACAAAAAAAAAAAAAAAAUCAGAUACAUAUAUAAAAUCAAAAGAUCAAUAGGAAAUAAAAGGACGUAUAGUUUCCACAAUGGAUAACAACACCAUAGAUGUAGCUGAACUUAUGGAAUCCAUGAAGCUUAAAGAAACUUCCGAGUCGGUUAUGAGGCUUGAUCGCUAUCCUCCCUAUUCGCCAUUCUUUGGAGUCAUGGGUGUCGUUUUUUCAAGUGUAUUCAGUUCGUUUGGAGCGGCAUACGGCACUGCUGUCGCUGGGACCGGGAUAUCGGCCACAGCCGUGGUGCGUCCAGAAUUGAUCAUGAAGUCGAUUAUACCGGUGGUAAUGGCGGGAAUUAUAGCCAUUUAUGGUCUUGUGGUUUCUGUGCUGCUGUCGGGCGAGCUAGGACCUUCGACUCAGUACUCGUUACCCUCAGGAUAUGUGCACCUGGGAGCCGGAGUUGCCACAGGAUUCUGCGGCUUAGCUGCCGGUUAUGCCGUGGGAGAGGUGGGCGACAUUGGAGUGCGACAAAUCUCCGAGCAGCCUCGCCUCUUUAUUGGUAUGAUUCUUAUCUUGAUUUUCGCAGAAGUUUUGGGCCUUUAUGGACUUAUCAUCGGCAUAUAUCUGUAUACUGUUAACAUAAAAUAAUAAACUGUAUAAAAUAUGUUUGUAACAUCAA
Molecule: messenger RNA, 757 nt
Organism: Drosophila serrata
Lineage: Eukaryota; Metazoa; Arthropoda; Insecta; Diptera; Drosophilidae
Gene: Vha16-5
Product: Vacuolar H[+] ATPase 16kD subunit 5
Biological process (GO): proton transmembrane transport
Cellular component (GO): proton-transporting V-type ATPase, V0 domain
Molecular function (GO): proton-transporting ATPase activity, rotational mechanism
Source: RefSeq, a predicted model, not a curated record